This is a messenger RNA of Colletotrichum destructivum, 2885 nucleotides long. RefSeq lists its product as uncharacterized. The record is from RefSeq and is a predicted model, not a curated record. The transcript is spliced from 3 exons. Bases 137 to 2767 code for a protein of 876 amino acids. NCBI's taxonomy places the organism in Eukaryota, Fungi, Ascomycota, Sordariomycetes, Glomerellales, Glomerellaceae.
GAUGGCGCCGACGCCUCCCCUCUGUAUCACCACAUGUCUCUCCUAUGCAACUUUUUGUUACCUAGACCACAUGAUACCAUCACAAAUUCUUCUUUGGAUUCAACUUUGAUAUCUUUCAGUCCAUCGAGUAUGGACAAUGCUUGACUGCGACAGAGUCUUCCGGGACUGUACUUGUAUUUCAACUUGUUCACCACCCAUUCCUAAACCUGCACCUCAUCUCGCCCACCAAGCAGCAGAGAACGUCUUCCGCCAUCCAAUAAGCCGGUCUUUGGAGAGCCUUCGUCACCAGCAACGCAAACCGAUCUACACGAAGCGAGUGAGCAGAGUCCGGAUUCCGUCAGGCAAGGUUUCUCGUUCCCGAACGACAGCUGCGUUUGUCGGAAGAUCGACUAGGCCAAUUUCGAAGACCACCGCCCAAGAGCGAGAGCUUGAAAGACUUCGCAAGCUCGUUGCAUCUGAUGCGCUCCAGCCCCUGACACCGAAUCCACGACGGCCGAACAGACCAUCAAUCCAGAGGACGCCGCCAGCGUGGUACGUUGCAAUGUACGACCCUGCAAUGGCCAGCCCCAGUUCGCCGAAGUCACGAGGCAUCUUGGCUCGUCCCCGGCCGGAUUUUGCUGGUCCCAGCCAACCGACAAGAACUCGGAAUGCUUACACAAGUCCGAUCGUUGGUCCCUCUGGGUCUUCGAUUCGGUCCAAGCCGAACCAUGCCCAGGCCAAACGUCAGACUCCCACUUCUGGCCCAGACCAACCUCAGGAAGUCCCCAUCAUGGCCGUGUCGCACCCUACCUACCCUUUUCAUCACCGCGCAUCUGGGGGCGCCCAUGAGAAACGAUUCGGCAGUCAAGUUUCCCUUGUUGCAUCGCCAUCUAAGAGGCUAUCGAACCAUUCUUUGGAAGCACCCCACCCGCCGUCGCGGACUUCAAGUCGCCGCCGAGAAGUAGAUCGCUUUGCCAGGCAACUGGAAAUAUACGCUGAGCGUAGGGAGGCUGCGGGCAACCUACCAGUGUCUACUCCGACGCCAGAGUCCGUGGUAUCGCUUCACACAGUGACGGCACUUCUUCCAUACGAGGACCAGUUCCAGGCUGCCGGUCUGGCAGUAACAUCUGCACAGCAAAGACAGCGGUCGCCGCCAAAGAAGUCUACGAUGAGGGAGUCGAAUCUAGUUACCGUAUCAGAAGACAAGCUCGUAUUACCCAUGAAAUAUCACACCAAGGAGCCGCAGAAUCAAAUGGAACCGGUUUACCUUCAGCUUGAUGGCUUGAGGAGCCUUUCAACGAGUUCCAGCGAUUCCUCAAGCUCCGGGACGCAGGUUGCUUUCACACGACCAGAUAUCUGGGAGCUCGCUUUCAUCGAUGAAGCACCGGCGAAGAAGGAUGGAUCAAACUGCUGCAAAUUUCUUUGUUUCCCAAACGCAAGAGACCAAUCAGUCGAUGUAUCCGUGAGCCGAGCGCCUCCUAUAUUGACGCCAACGACCAUUGACACGCCGAACAAGAUAUUGGCAAAGUGGCAGCCAGUAUACCCACAGAAAACUGAAGGUGUACACGGAUGGCGUGAACAUUCAUCUCGAGACACUCGAAUCAAAACGUGGCAUGGAAAUACUGCGCAGCGUCCAUCGAUAUACCGCAAGCCCCGUGUGUUCGAUCUACCUCUAGACGAGGUAGAACAACCAAGUCCACGAAGUAAACAACCGAAGAAAUCAGCUUGUAAUCUGGAGGAAGAGAAACCACCGAUACCACCAAAGGCCCAAACCCGCCUCAAAACGCCGAAAAAACAAGACAAGUCUUCGGCGUUCAAAGUGAUCCGUAAACAGUCGCAGCUGAAUAUAUUCGAAGGUCAAGAUAAUGCUGUGCCUGAAGGGCAAACACCAAACGCAGCAGCUAAGAAACCCACAAAACCGGUCCCUGUGCCUGCUUCAGAUGAAAACAAGCCUCCAGUGCAAUUCACCAAUGGUCUGAUGCAAAUAAAGCCAAGUAAGUCCCAGAGGAUCGUGAACAGACCCCUGAGGGUAUCCAUCAGACAGCCCGAGCGAAAGGCCAUGGAAAAGGCUGUUCUACAAGGUACGCAAAUGGGAUUUGAGCACCCGCCCAUUUUCCAGUCCGGAAGGAUGUUUCGAAGCCCGCCAGUGCCUUCAAACAUCCCAGAGGCAAAACACAAAGAGCGAUCUGCAACGACGAGCCAUGAGGAAGUCGCAUCAAACACGGAUCUUCCGUCUACGUGGAAACUGACGUUGAGCACCUCUUCGUCUCUCGAGAUUGCAAUGGAGGUUGCGUCUCAAGAAAUGGAGAGAAAAGAACCGAAGCGGCCUGGAACCGAAACAACACCAAAGCAAGACUCGACGAAACAGCUUCAACCUGAUGUUUCUCAAAAACACGAGCAUGUCGAGCUACUCCCACCUCCCACAGGCAACGAAAAAAGUCCAACCUCCGAGCAACUACCUGCACAGGGUCUAGAUACGUUCAGAGACGAUGACGAUUCCGUUCCUAAGGGGCAAGACGACAAGGACAUCGAUGACAGGGAUGUGUUGCGAGGUCUCAACAUUGCAAUAUCGGCUGCUUGUGAUGAAGAGGUCGACGCUUGGAUCCGGCAAAAGACGGGCGUCCGUAUUCGUCGAUUUUUGGCGGACUUGAAGGCCUUUGAGACUCUUGGCGACGAGGAUCAGCCGGAUCCAGCCAAGGAACGUGCGAGGAAAAGACGGGCUGACUCGAGAAAACUCAAGGCGCAGAUCUGGCAGUCCAAGGCCGCCAGGGAGGCAAGAGCGCAGUGACCAUGGAUGAAUAUGCACCUUUUAGGGAUCGAAAAGAGUAGAGACGGCGUUAUUUCAUAGUGAUAGACGCGGCGCCAUCGGCACGAGGUGCAUGAAUCCUACGUAUACAGUUUGCUAC